Messenger RNA from Suillus subaureus, 2134 nucleotides. RefSeq lists its product as uncharacterized. The transcript has 11 exons. Lineage: Eukaryota; Fungi; Basidiomycota; Agaricomycetes; Boletales; Suillaceae. The record is from RefSeq and is a predicted model, not a curated record. Bases 229 to 1797 code for a protein of 522 amino acids.
GUGAUAUCGUUUUAGCCCCAUUACGGUUUGUAUAAGAACAAAAGAAGUUUAGUGGAUGGAUGGUCCACCACUGUAUAUCAGGAUUUGAGAGACGCUCGCUGUUUUUCAUCUUUCUUUCUCUCAGAACGUCGUCUUUCCUUUCUCUCAGUUGAUCACACGCGUUGCACGCGAAUUCGGCCUCCACAUACACCACUCUCUUUCCUGUCGAUCCUUCCCAGUCCCGACGCAAUGACUUCAAAAUUGCUCGUGCUAUCGUCUCUCGCUCUGCUAACUAACGCGCAUAUGGCCGCGUUCCACAAGGCAAUGUAUUGCUUCAAUGGCACUGCGACCGGCCAGGUCAAUUAUAACAAUGAUGACCCAGUCAGCCCCCUGUGGAUGCUGUCGAAGAGUGACUAUUGGUUUCAUCAUUUCAACCAAUGUGAUGAAUUCCCCCCUGCGCCAGGAGACUUCCUUGAGCUACCCGCCGGAAGUUCCUUUACUGUCGAAGUAGCCGCGAACCGCGGUGUGACGUCCCUGUCCUUUAAUGGACAAUUCGCAACCGAGUGGGGUGAUGGCGGAAAUCAUCCUGAGGAUUACUCCAUCACAAAUUUGGCGGGCGCCCCUCUUUCUUCUAGUGAUUGCAUAGGCAAUCCAAACAUGCAUACACAGAACCAGUCUAUGGCUGCUGGGACUGCAUUCGCAAUCUCUUACCAGUCGGAUAUCAGCCAGGUUACGAUGGAUAACCUCGCCGUGUUUACCGUCCGCUAUAACACCCCUUGGAAACGUGUCACAAGCUACGAUGUUCCAAAAGACAUGCCUGCUUGUCCCGCAGAUGGUUGCACUUGUGCUUGGGUUUGGAUUCCGAAUGGGUGCGGCGAGCCUAACAUCUACAUGCAGGGAUUCAAGUGCAUGGUCACCAACGCUACCUCCACUACCCCUAUUGCCACUCCCAAGCCUCCCGUCUGGUGCGAGGAGGACCAGAGUACAUGUACUAAGGGCGCGAAGCAAAUCCUGAUCUGGAAUCAGGCUGAGGGAAAUAACAUCGCGGUUAAUGGCACUGACCUGAGCGGCAAUUCCAAGAGCCCGGCGUACAAUAGCAAAUGUGGAUUCCAGGAUGGCGCACAGAAUGAUAUCUUUGGUACAUCGUCCUCUGCCGCCGCGGUGCCUGCAGCAAUUGUUUCAUCACCCUCAUCGACUGUUUCAUCAUCCUCGUCAACUGCUUCAUCCUCGUCAGCCGUUUCAUCAUCCUCGUCAGCUGUUUCAUCCUCGUCAGCUGCUUCAUCCUCGUCAGCUGCUGCAUCACCCUCACCACCUUUAUCACUGUCACCACCUGCUUCAUCACCGUCACUACCUUGCUCAUCAGUCUUGCCACCUGCUUCAUCACUGUCACCACCUGCUUCGUCACCGUCACCACCUUGCUCAUCAGUCUUGCCACCUGCUUCAUCAGUCUUGCCAUCUGGUUCAUCAGUCUUGCCAUCUGGUUCAUCACUCUCACCACCUGCUUCAUCGCCCUCACUACCUGCUUCAUCGCCCUCACCACCUGCUUCAUUGCCCCUGACCUCUUCCGGCGCCGCAGCCUCUACGACCCUAGUUUCAUCGUGCAAGAUUUCUACUAGCACAGUGUUCAUCACAUCUACGGUUCAGCCACCCGCGGUUUCUUCCACCGCUAUAUCAAGUGUUCGUACGACCUCACAAUCGCCUAACAAUUUGGUGGCCACUGCUGCAUCAAGCACAUUGAGUGUAACCCCGACAAGUUCUGGUACCUGCCGCAAACGGAUGGCUCACAAGCCCGCCCGUCGUCGGUUUCUUUUCAAGUAGUUGAUCUACGCUGUUAUCCUGUCGAUCAGACAUCUCUUUGUUGAGCGGGCUCGACUAUCUUUUGUUAGCUUCUAUGUGAAUUGUGAGCUUCGCAUUCCAUCGAUUUCGUUCUUCUGUCAUCAUAUUCCAUGGUCGGUUAUUGUUUAACGUUUAUACCCCGCAUGUUGUUGUUACCAUGUUUGUCGUGACUCGUUAGCAUCUCGGCGUUGGCGCUCAUUGUAUGAGGCUCAAUAUAUCAUACUCUCCAUACAUCUACUAGAUACCAGAUACUAGAUACUGCAUGCUCAAUGCUCAUGUGCUAGUCUUCCCAUGCUGAAAGACAGUAAUUUUGUGUGAU